This is a messenger RNA of Stylophora pistillata, 5709 nucleotides long. RefSeq lists its product as uncharacterized. Gene Ontology annotation, molecular function: RNA-directed RNA polymerase activity; helicase activity. Gene Ontology annotation, cellular component: nuclear RNA-directed RNA polymerase complex. NCBI's taxonomy places the organism in Eukaryota, Metazoa, Cnidaria, Anthozoa, Scleractinia, Pocilloporidae. Gene Ontology annotation, biological process: siRNA processing. The record is from RefSeq and is a predicted model, not a curated record.
AAAGACGUAAUAAUAUUGUACUGGUCAAAAGAUUUCACCGAGUGCGAUGAAAUAACAGACACCUAGCAUCAUCUUUUUUCGGAAUUUAACCUUGUGAUCGAGUUAUUGUGUCCUGUGAUUUCAGAGAGUUCCCAAGGACUUCAAGUUACAGUCGCCAAAGAACUUCCGCCUUCGGCCGGGUAACUGCUGGCGAUAUUCGGGCUGGUUUAAUAGCGGUUGACUCCACUCUACUUGCUUACGGCCUAUCAUUUCGACGAGGAUUUCGUCGGGAACCUUUAACUACUUUGGUACUAUUUCCCCCUGAUUUCUCUGAUGGCUACCCUCAAUGUAUGAUACCUCUUCUGUGGAUGAUUUUAUAAACAGCAGUAAACAGCAGUUUAAAAAAAACAGCAGUAAACUGUGGAUCAAACUGUAAAUUUUGUGCAGACAGGCGAAGGUUAAAAUACUGCACACUUUCUAUGAAUCAGGAGGUGGCUCAGCCAGUUAGAAAUCAUGAAAUUCAAGCAAGUUGGGGAAGGCACGGAUGAUGUUUGUCCCUUAAUUGACUUCGCACGGAAGAAAAGAGGUGCCUCAGAUUGUAUUGCAGUGAAAAGCUUAACAGUGGAUGUUACGCGACGAGAGGACAAUAAAUUUGAAUGGAAGGAUUUUACAUGUAAGGCUGCAGAUGAUACAAAAAACAGUCCCUGCCCUCUGUAUCGAGAGUAUGAUCCUGCUCAUUUUCUGAUUGUCCAUUUUAGCCCCUUAACGCCGUUUGAUGCCGUGUCGAAAUUUCUCAAGAACGGUGUCAUUCUUAGAUUUAAAGAAGAUUUCACGGAAGAAAGAUUUGUAUUCUUUGGCCACAGUGCUAGUCAGCUUCGAGAAAGAACUUGUGUUCUUUACAACGAGAAGCAAGGUAGCGUGACGGAGAUUUUGAGCCAUUUUGGAAACUUCGAGAAAAUUCAAGAUGUUGCUAAAAGAGCUGCUAGAGUCGGAUUACUGUUUUCGACUGCAAAGCCUGCUUGCAGUAUUCCUGAAGAUCAAAUAGGUGUUGUAGAUGACGUGGAACGAGACAACUACAAUUUUACAGAUGGAUGUGGUUUUAUAUCAACUAAAUACGCAUCGAAAGUGACUGAGAGUUUGAAACUUAAGACUUUGUAUGAAGGCAUCAAGUUCCCACCGAUACCGUCAGUAUUCCAGAUCCGCUUGAAGGGAUGCAAAGGGGUGCUAUGCCACAAUAACUGCUUAGAAGAGGGAAUACAAAUCCGCCCUUCAAUGGAGAAAUUUGUGUGGAGGCCUUCUGGGCCCCACCCCCUUGGCAUUGUCGACAGGGGCUUCUCAAGGCCGAAUGACUUUGGUUCGUUGAACAAACAGUACAUCAUGCUUUUAUCGGCGCUUGGUAUUUCCGACGAGGUCUUUCUAAAAAAGCAAGAAGAGUUCUUCCAGGAACUUAAAGAGAUCACCACAGCCCAUGAAGUUGCUUUUAAGUUCUUGUGCGCAAAUGAAGAGUUUGAACUGGCGGAGAAUUUGUUAAAGACAAGGAAAAUAGACACGAAAACUAAGCAACGUCUUGAAAAAUUGCGUAACCGAGUCAGAGAACCUCAGCCAUCUAAGCCGAAUCCUUUGCACAAACCUAAAAAGUCAGCUGCGUUGAAGCUAAAAAUUCCCAUUGAGAAGUCGAGGAAUGUUUACGGUGUUUGUGAUCCAUCAGGGCAGUUGAAAGCCAGAACGGUCUUCUUUCAGCCCACAAUACGAGGAAGCCCUGUGAUCCUGACAGAUACACGCGUAGUGGUGGCUAAAAAUCCUUGCUAUCAUCCAGGCGAUAUUAGGGUUUUGCAAUGCACCGACGUUCCUGAAUGCCAUCAUCUAGUAGACUGCAUUGUGUUUCCAACACAAGGAUUUCGUCCACACCCAGAUGAGAUUGCUGGAAGUGAUCUUGAUGGGGACAAAUUCUUCGUUUGCUGGGAUGAAGAACUUGUUCCGAAGAAAGAAACAGAGCCAAGUCAAUACCCUGCAGCUAAACCUGCUAAAAGGACAAAUCUCACACAUGAUGAUUUUCUGAAGUAUUUUGCUAAAUACAGCAAUGCUGUCGUGAGCAAGCUGGACAAUUUGUUUGACAGAUGGGCGGAUAGUAAAGGAAUCAGCUCUGCAGAGUGUCAGAUAGUCGCACGAUUGUUCUCUCGUGCCAUUGAUGCUGCUAAAACUGGCGAGAGAGUGAAAAUCACGGAACACAUUUCUAAGGCUCCGACAAAGGAUGAAAAAAAUGAAGAAUUUGUUUGGCAAAAAUUGUACCAAAGGGCAAAAUUGUUUGAAAGUGACCAAUUGACAGAAGAUGUCGUGAUUGGAAAAGUGGAAGAUUUUGAGGAGGAGGACAUGCUUGCUUUGUUGUCCAACCAAGAGUCACGGCUAAGUGAGUACAGACUGUUUCGGUAUCUAUACAAGUGGUGCCAGCAACCCAACAAAGAGAGAUGUAUUGACGACUACAUUCACUUGAUUGACUUCUCCCAGUUUAGUCGAGAACAGUGCAAACGUCUGCCAGCCGACAUUCCAAUGGCGGACCUGGAGUCUCUUCUUCAUCCCCUUCACCGAUCUCGAAUUCUUUCAAGGGACGACAUCACAUUUAUCAAAGUUGAACGGGGCCGUGAGAAGCGUUGGCGUCUUCUGUACCGAACAGAGGGUCAAGAAUUGUCUUGGAGGGUAUUUCACAAUAUCCUGAUCUCCUCCCUUGAAAAACUUCUUGUAUUCAAAUUUUUGCUUGGAGAUAUACAAUGGGUCAUUUCUUUGGCGAUGUCAGUUCCACUAAACCUCUGUGAGGUCCUGACUCUAGAUGAGGAGGAAAAUAUCGCCCAGGCCUUCUGUUCAGUACAUGUUCAGUCAACGAAGAGAUAUGUUCUACAGCUAAAUGCAGGCUACAGUUUUGCCUUGGAUGGUAAACGACUCGACAUCUACACAGGAAAGAAACAGAAUACGUUUAUCUGCUUACAGGAAGAUGAAAACUAUCGCGUACCUAUCAUGAGUGUUGCUCUUAAUCGUUUUAAUUCGAGCUUGCCGAGAGAUUUUCAAACUCGACUUCGAAGAGAGCAGUUGCUAGAGCUGGAAGCUUUCUGUGUUUAUGAUCAUUUCGAUCCUGGUCACAGGAUUCAGAAACUGUCCUCAAAAAAAUCCGUCAGGAAUGCGAAUGCAACUGAGGGUGACUCAAAUCUCCAAACACCCUUUGGAAGUAGUGAAAAGGAGGAAGAGUUUGUCUACCACAAAGGUGAUUUCCCAGGUCUUCAAUGUGACCACGAAGAGUCGCUGAGUGAUUUGAACAGAAAUAUCAUCAACGUUCAAGACUUGCUGGAAAGGGGACGUUUACAAACUAGUCAUUUGGAAGAAAUAUGCGACAGAAUGACUUCUUCAUCGGACGAGAAGGAGAAGCAUCAUAUAGCAUGCCAUUUAGAGUCCGUUCUUUGGCGAUCCUCCCCAGACAUUUGUUUAGGGACACCUGAUCAUUACAAAAAUCUCCUUAUCUGUUUGCUGAGCGGGCUACAGGAACUCAAUGUUGACAUUGUCCUCGGCGAGAAUGUACGCAUCACGCUUCUCACACGAUUUAAGCGAUGCCUCGAGUCCUUCUGGAAGAGACAGGUCACAUUCAGUGUCGAUCAAAUGUAUGAGGUAAUCGAUGCUGUGCUUCUUGGAAAUGACUAUCCCACCGGACGCCGCGUAGUUCAAGUCAUCCGCGAAGGUUAUCUGCCCUUGGAAGGUUUCACUUGCCACCCAAAUGCCUUACCGUACUUUCUGCACUGGAUUUCCUUGAUAACUUUGGAGUCACUGGAAGAGGUACAGCAAGCAGUUCAGGCAUCUCACGGAGUCUACUCACGUCACCGUGUCACGGCUCAAGCUACUCCAUACAGUGAACAAGAACUAAAAUUCACAUUGGUAAUUACAGGAGGUACUCCAUCAUUCCGUUCAGCAGACGGCGUGGCGCUCAGUCGAUCAUCAAAUAUUUCUAAACGUGAAUACAUCGGCGAAGUGACAGAAAUCUGUGGAGCAAUACUAACAGUUAGUAUAGUUUGGCCCACAAGUUCAGAUGACUCUUCAAGGAAGAACAUUCUUAAAGGGAUGUGGUAUCUUUACAAAUUCCCUAGUCUUGUUGGAUACAGACGCACGUCAGCAGCACUGAAAGCCCUUCAAGACGCGACGAAAUAUGGGCAGAACGUUCUAAAGGGAAUUGUCAGCAGUUUCUGUGUUGACAACCCAUCAAGUCAAGAUUCAUGUGAGCAAGUAGAUGAAGGCUGUACAACAAAGAGUGCUCCAAGUGUCGCGAGAAUAGACGGAGAGACCAGUACUUUUUCAUCAGCCGCUUCUUUCUCAGAGUGGCAUGAUGGUAACGACAGUCAAAAUGCAGCUGUACAAGAUGCCACUUGCACUGACGCCUCAAUAACCCUUAUACAGGGGCCUCCGGGCUCUGGAAAGACCAUCACCUGCGCAGAGAUUGUGAAACGCUGGCUUCUUCGCAGCAGUGACCAAAUUCUUCUCGUGGCUGAGACAAAUGAGGGUGUCGACAACCUCUUAAAGAAGCUUUUGGACCACGUCUUACAACAUGAAGAGAUUGUUCGGUUUGGAAGCUCUGGAUGGAAAGUGUCCAAGGACAUAAACCAUUUGACUUUUGAGUUUAAAUACUCGCAAAAAAUGUCUGACAAGAAAGACCGCAACGGCCGAAUCGACAGAAAAGUAGCAAAGAAGAUUCUGGAAAGUUGCAAAAUAGUUUGCACAACUCUUAUAAGUGCAGGUUCGUCUUUACUUGAUGGGUUCGUGUUCAAGCGAGUUUUGGUCGAUGAGGCCUCACAGGCUACCGAACCAGCUAACCUUGUUUCUCUUUCACAUGGAUGCGAGAAGCUUGUAUUAGUGGGAGAUGAUAAGCAGCUUCCUCCCAUGGUGCUUAGCGAGAUUGCUAAAGGUCCAGAUCUGCUGACAUGUUCCAUGUUCUCACGGCUUCGCAAAGAGGGAGUUCCUGUACGGAUGCUAAAUGUUCAAUACAGAAUGCACCCAUCCAUAGCUCUGUUUCCAUCACGUCAAUUUUACGAUGGGAAGCUUAUCAACGGUGUGGCUGAGUCGGAGAGGAAAGCCCCAACUGGAUUCGUGUGGCCAAACGAGAAAUAGCCUGUAGCACUGCUUAACACGCCACAAUGUGCAAAGGAAAACAGCCGGGGGUCGUCCAAGUCUAACGACUUUGAGGCCGAACUAGUGUGUGGAGUGGUCAGUGAUCUGCUUAAGGCACAAGACGUGACCAGUGACGGGAUAGGAGUAGUUACCCCCUACCAAGCUCAACUUAAGUUGAUCUCGGAUAAGAUGAAACAAAAACAUCUUGAAAACCUCUCAAUCAGAACAGUGGAUGGAUUCCAGGGACAAGAACGUGACGUCAUUGUUUUCUCCGCCGUACGUUGCAACGAGCACGGGUUUAUCGGCUUCUUGGACGACGAUAAACGAAUGAACGUGCUUUUGACUCGAGCCCGCCGAGGGAUGAUAGUAAUUGGAAACAAGAGAACGCUUGAAAAAUGUGAAUUGUGGAAAAAGUGGAUCGAGUGGAUCGACGAGAAUAAACUGACUCGUGACUGUCCCCAAGAAAACGUGACAGAGUCACCCAGUCCAACUAACAGUUCAUCAGUGAGAAGAGGUAGAGAAGGCCGCAGUACUUCACGGCGAGGGCUGGGGACAGGGAGAUGGAGAGGGGCCAAAGAAACAUCUGGUGCC